Pseudophryne corroboree (corroboree frog) is the source of this 5601-nucleotide messenger RNA. It is a transcript of the gene RAPGEF4, whose product is annotated as Rap guanine nucleotide exchange factor 4. Lineage: Eukaryota; Metazoa; Chordata; Amphibia; Anura; Myobatrachidae. Bases 250 to 3318 code for a protein of 1022 amino acids. The transcript has 31 exons. Gene Ontology annotation, biological process: positive regulation of GTPase activity; Ras protein signal transduction. The record is from RefSeq and is a predicted model, not a curated record. Gene Ontology annotation, molecular function: guanyl-nucleotide exchange factor activity. Gene Ontology annotation, cellular component: plasma membrane.
CACAGGGUCUGCUGCAGUGGUGACAGCCUAUAGCUCCCGUCUGCUGUGUUGUCAGUGCAGAUGUUACUAUGUAACACCCAGGAACAGAGCAGCCUUCUUUCUGACAUGCAAUUCUCUCAUCUGAUUUAGUGGCUGCAAAAGGAUAAAAAGAAACAUCCGUAGUUUUGAAACUGCUCUUAGUAUAUACUGUAGUACUUUGCAAGCUGUGCAGACAGAUUUGUGCAAGACUGAGCUGGCAGUGGUGCAAACAUGGUUGCUGCACACGCUUCUUCCUCGUCUGCAGAGUGGAUUGCCUGCCUAGAUAAAAGGCCCCUGGAACGAUCUGGAGAAGAUGUGGACAUAAUAUUUUCCCGUCUGAAGGGAGUCAAAGCAUUUGAGAGAUAUCAUCCAAAUCUACUCCAGCAGAUUUGUUUCUGCGGUUACUAUGAGAGUUUGGAGAGGGGAGUUACAUUGUAUCGGCAGGGUGACAUUGGUACAAGCUGGUACGCAGUGCUGACAGGAUCCUUGGAUGUCAAAGUGACUGAAACCAACAGCCAUCAGGAUGCAGUCAUCAUAUGUACGUUGGGAGUCGGAACAGCUUUUGGAGAGUCAAUAUUGGACAACACUCCCCGACAUGCCACCAUUGUUACCAGGGAAUUCAGCGAGCUCCUACGCAUCGAACAGAAAGACUUUAAAGCUCUGUGGGAGAAAUAUCGGCAGUACAUGGCUGGCUUCUUGGCUCCUCCAUACGGUGUUCUCGAGACUGGCUCUAAUGACAGGAUAUCUGACAAAGAAAACAUGAACAGUGCCAUGGGCUCAGGAUCCAAAAACUGUAACAAGACCCCCCUCAUUGAAAAUCAAAUCACGCUCCGUCAAGCAAAAACCAUUACAGAGGUCCCUUCUGAGCGCAUCCUCAGAGCUGAGAAGACUUUACGUAAUGCAAUCCUGUCCAGAGCGCCUCACAUGAUAAGAGAUCGGAAAUACCAUCUAAAGACUUACAGACAAUGCUGUGUAGGAACUGAACUGGUGGACUGGUUGAUGCAGCAGAGCUCCUGUGUUCAUUCCCGGACGCAAGCGGUGGGCAUGUGGCAAGUGCUCCUGGAGGAAGGUGUCCUAAACCACGUUGACCAAGAAUACUACUUCCAAGAUAAAUACCUGUUCUACCGAUUCCUGGAGGAUGAACAUGAAGAGCUGCCUAUGCCUACUGAUGAGGAGAAGCGGGAAAGUGAUGAAGACCUCCAGGAUACUUUCCUUCUCUUGUCCCAAAUAGGACCUGACGCGCACAUGAGAAUGAUACUCAGAAAGCCACCUGGUCAACGGAGCGCAGAUGACCUAGAAAUUAUUUUUGAAGAACUUAUUCACAUUAAAGCCUUAUCUCACCUCUCAACCACUGUUAAAAGGGAGCUGGCAGGAUUUUUAAUCUUUGAAUCUCACCCAAAGGCUGGAACAGUGUUGUUUAACCAAGGAGAAGAAGGGACUUCCUGGUACAUCAUCCUAAAAGGAUCAGUCAACGUGGUCAUCUACGGCAAGGGUGUGGUGUGUACGUUACAUGAAGGAGAUGACUUUGGCAAGUUAGCCUUAGUAAAUGACGCACCUCGGGCAGCAUCGAUUGUCCUACGAGAAGACAACUGCCACUUCCUGCGGGUGGAUAAAGAGGACUUCAACCGAAUCCUACGUGACGUUGAGGCAAAUACAGUGAGGCUGAAGGAACAUGACCAGGACGUGUUGGUGUUGGAGAAGAUUCCCGCUGGAACACAAGUUUUGGCACAAGGAAACACUCAGUCACCAUAUAAAUACACUGUGAUGUCUGGAAAUCCAGAAAAAAUUCUAGAACAUUUCUUAGAAACAAUGAGACUUGAGCCAAGCUUGAAUGAAGCAAUAGAUACUGCUGUAGACGACUUUAUACUGAUGCACUGUGUUUUCAUGCCAAACUCUCAGCUCUGCCCAGUCUUGAUGUCCCAUUACCAUGCUCAGCCGUCCCAAGGCACAGAGCAGGAAAAAAUGGACUAUGCCAUCAACAACAAACGUAGAGUCAUCCGAUUGGUACAACUUUGGGCCACCCUUUAUAAUGACUUGUUACGGGAGGAUGAGGUUGCGAUGACUUUUCUAGAGGAAUUUUAUGUCUCAGUAUCAGAUGACACGAGGACGAUUGCUGCACUGAAGGAUCAGCUUCCUGAGCUAGAGAGAAUAGUGAAACAAAUCUCUGAAGACGGAAAAGGACAACAAAAGAAACACAAAGUUCUUUUGCGGCAGUUCAGCACUGGGGAUGAGCGGUUACAGAAGCGCCAGCCGAUACGAAGCACGGAUGAAAUCCUUUUCAAGGUGUUCUGCAUUGAUCACACAUAUACCACCAUACGUGUGCAAAUGGCCGCCUCGGUGAAGGAAGUGCUGUCAGCUGUGGCAGAUAAGCUGAGUUCCAGAGAAGGCUUGAAUCUUGUAAAGAUCAGUUCUGCAGGAGAAAAAGUGGUGCUAAAGCCAAAUGAUAUCUCUGUGUUUACAACGCUCAGUGUGAACGGACGCCUGUUUGCUUGUCCCCGAGACCAAUUUGAUUCCCUGGCACCGAUUCCGGAACAGGAGGGCCCGACUGCGGGGACCAUGUCAACGUUUGAACUCAUGAGCUCCAAAGACUUGGCUUACCAGAUGACAAUUCAUGAUUGGGACCUCUUCAAUUGUGUCCAUGAACUGGAGCUGAUCUAUCACACCUUCGGAAGGCACAAUUUUAAAAAGACAACCGCCAAUUUGGACCUCUUCCUGAGGCGUUUCAACGAAAUCCAGUUUUGGGUUGUGACUGAGAUUUCUCUGUGCCCUCAGCUCAGCAAGCGUGUUCAGCUCCUGAAGAAAUAUAUUAAAAUUGCUGCCCAUUGCAAAGAGUACAAAAAUUUAAACUCAUUCUUCGCGAUUGUCAUGGGAUUGAGUAACGUGGCAGUGAGCCGACUUUCAUUAACAUGGGAGAAACUUCCAAGCAAGUUCAAGAAGAUCUAUGCCGAGUUUGAAAAUUUAAUGGACCCAUCACGAAAUCACAGAGCUUACAGACUGACUGUGGCUAAGCUGGAGCCGCCAAUCAUUCCAUUCACACCUUUACUAAUUAAAGAUAUGACCUUCACCCAUGAGGGAAACAAAACCUUUAUCGACCAUCUGAUAAACUUUGAGAAAAUGCGCAUGAUUGCAAACACUGUGAGAACAAUGAGAUACUGUCGGAGCGUGCCCUUCAGUCCAGAGGCAUCUCUUGUUAGCAAAAACCACCAGGACAUACGGAAUUAUGUGCGGCAGUUCAACGUGAUUGACAAUCAGAGAACGCUAUCCCAGAUGUCGCAUCGCCUAGAACCGAGACGCACUUGAGAGGGGGACGGGAGAGGGGAUGGGGCGAAGAUUUCAGGAUGAUCUUGUUGAUAGAAAGCACUGUGGCAAACAUGUAGGGAUUUUAAUUUGUUUGAUACGUUUUUUAUUUAUUUAGGUUUUAUAUAUUUCUUUCAAUUUUAUGUGCCACAGGCUAUCCACAUGUUAUAUGUGAAUAAUGUCAAUUGUUAAUGUAGUGAUUGAAGUCAUACACAAAGAAAUAAUGUUGGAUGUUAUAUAGUUGCUGUAAAUUAUAUUUGAAUGGCUGUCAAAAGGUUGUAAAUAUGUACUGUAACUCUUUUAUUUAAGCUAAAUGAUAUCCAGUUACAUUAAUUCUAUUUAUAAAAGGAAGUAUUGUACAGGUUGAGUAUCCCAUGUCCAAAUAUUCCAAAAUACGGAAUAUUCCGAAAUACGGACUUUUUUGAGUGAGAGUGAAAUAGUGAAACCUUUGUUUUUUGAUGGCUAAAUGUACACAAACUUUGUUUAUUACACACAGUUAUUAAAAUAUUGUAUUAAAUGACCUUCAGGCUGUGUGUAUAAGGUGUAUAUGACACAUAAAUGAAUUGUGUGAAUGUAGACACACUUUGUUUAAUGCACAAAGUUAUAAAAAAUAUUGGCUAAAAUUGACUUCAGGCUGUGUGUAUAAGGUGUAUAUGUAACAUAAAUGCAUUCUGUGCUUAGACUUAGGUCCCAUUGCCAUGAUAUCUCACUAUGGUAUGCAAUUAUUCCAAAAUACGGAAAAAUCCGAUAUCCAAAAUACCUCUGGUCCCAAGCAUUUUGGAUAAGGGAUACUCAACCUGUAUAAGUACUUUGAUAAAUUAGAUUUUUGAUUAGUGUCACAAAACACUGGCAUUCUCUGUGCUGGAAUGUACCUCAUACAAAACAGCAAUUAAUUGCAUCUAAAAUUUCCCAUUGAAAUACAAGCACCUGUCAGCCAAUGCAAGAAGUCUAUGAUACACCUAGCGACCAAUCAGACGCUUUCAGUACAGCGUACCAAUGAAAGGAGAUGUGUGGUUGGUUGGUAUGGGUUAAAACACAUUUUGUGGUCUAUUUUUGUAUGUUACCACUUAUUAUGUGGAAGCCCUGUAUAUCUUUCUGUUGGAUUUCUGUCACAAUAUCUACAUGUAAUGUUAGGAGUACAUCGUUUGUGCAUAUUUUAUACAUCUAGGAGUGGCUUCAGCCAUUCUGGGUCAGCAAGACAGAAAACAACAGUGCAGACUUCUGUAGCAUGAAAUUAGCAUAUGUGGAUUAAAUCACACAUUUUCCCUGCACUAAAAGGUCUGCAGCCUCUUCACACCACGCAGACCAAUCAUAAGGGGUAAUAAAUCACAGACGGAUUAUGGGCGCAUUUUGAGAAGCAUAGGUGCUGUGACCAGUGCUGUGUGGAUGUGGCCAGGGCUGUAUGGGCAUGGCCAGUGACAUGUGGGUGUGUACACCCCCUAUACUAUCAGCCCAUUGUCUCCCUAUAUAUGUAAAAGUAGAAUAAUUUGUGAAGUUCAAUACUUAUGUUUUAUGGCUGAGUCAUCAUCCUGCCUUCAUAAUGGUGAGCCUAUUUUUAUGUGAAGGCCUGGGGCUAUAGUCCCAUCUGUCCCCAUUACAUACCUCCCAACUUUGUCGAGGUCCUAUUCGGGACCCUUAGGGUACCAAAGGCAAUUGCACUCCCAAAAGAGGGUGGAGCCUCAGGAAAGGGGGUGGGGCAUUAAAAGGGAGGCCUCACGGGACCCCCCCCUCCAGAUUGUGUCACUAUUGCUCCCGAUCGCAUCUAUUCUGCUCAUCUCCUGCGAUGUGUGCGCUCCCCCCAACUACCCACCCCCCUCCCCCCGCUGCGAGACACUGCCAGCCACGAGUGGGACAGUCCCAGGAAAACGGGACUGUCCCGCGGAAUGCAGUUGGGAGCUAUGCCAUUCUUAAUCUGGACACACGAUUGUGGCUGCAGUAUACUAGGCAUUUUAACGCUGUGUGCAAGAAACGGCAUUGAAGCCCCCCCCCAUGCAAAAUAGGGGCAGUGCGUGCCGUAUGCGCGCAAAAAAUAUAUAGGGGCGUGGCUUCACGGGGAAGGGGCGUGGUCACAAAAAUAAUACCAAUUUAUACUACGGUGCACAGUAGUCUCCAUUAUUCAAGUUAUGCUGCACAGUAGCGCCACUACACCAGGUAGAGCCCCUUUUACACAUUACGGCAGACAGUCCCCCUUUCUACACAUUACGGCAGACAGCGUCCCCCUUUUUACACAUUACGGCAGACAGCGUCUCCCUUUUCUCAUACGUCCUAGAGGAUGCUGGGGUCCAC